ACCACCUUCGGCCUAGCUGAAACAAUCCUGGGCUACCUGAGACCCGGUCUCAAAAACCAAAAUACAGUUUGUUCCUGUCACUGCCACGUCACGUGUCAGCAGAGGUUCAAGGUCAGACUUCACCUAUAAGUCACUGCCAUGGGCAAGCAAGGCAUGGCUGCUGGAAUUGCUCAUCCUGCUUUACAACAACAAAUCUUGGAAAACACUCUCAUCUACUACGGCCUACCAUGUGGCUCUGCCAAAGCUGCCAAAGACUCAGACAAGGGCCAGGCCCAUCAUUGUGUGCUUGCGUCCAGCUGUGAAAAGCCAGUGUAUGUCAAGCGGGGGGAGGCCCUUUGUGCUCAGCACCGAAUCACACUAAUUAAACUUGAUGACAGCAAGAGACUAGGGGAAUGGGUGUGCCUCUGUAGAAUUGAUCAAGGGGGGACAUACUGUAAUGUGGUUGACUGUAGCUGUAUAGUAGUUAAGGACUAUGGCAAAGCAUCUCAAGCCAAGAAUAUCAUUGAAGAGUUCCCAGAACUCAGAACCCAGCGGUGGUGACGCAUACCUUUAAUCCCAGCACCUGGGAGGCAGAGGCAAAUGGAUCUUUGUGAGUUCGAGGUCAGCCUGAUCUACAAAGCUAGUUCCAGGGCUAUAUAAGAAACCCUGUAUUAGAAAACAAAAAGCAAAAUAACACAAAAACA
Molecule: messenger RNA, 683 nt
Organism: Rattus norvegicus (Norway rat)
Lineage: Eukaryota; Metazoa; Chordata; Mammalia; Rodentia; Muridae
Source: RefSeq, a predicted model, not a curated record